ACACAUGAGAUUUAGGAUGAUUGUAGUCUGGGUGAGGGUAUUUUGUGCCUACAGACUGCCGUCCAAUUGUUGCGAAAACCUCUCCCUGCCAACUUCCGUGUUCCGCCCUAAAACACGAAUCAGAGCGCGCUGUAAAUGUUAAUAUGUUCUACAGAGUGUCUAAAGUAGCCCUGAAUCAACUGUGCCCACCCUUCGAAAUCCAUCGUAAAAUUAGACAUGAAUCCAACUCUCAUUUCCAAAAUCAAACUCAAUAGAUUCAUCUCUCUCCCUCAAUUUAUAAACUCCUCUAUCAAACCAACUCGUCUAAAUUUUUUAUCUCACUUCUCUUCUUCUCCUUCUCACUCUAAAACUUCUGCUACCCAAAGUAGCAAUGAUGAUUUAUCUACUGAUGUCACUACUCAAGAGCUGAAGAACAGAAUUGAGAGGUACUUAGGAGGUGACAUGGACGCUCUUCCUUCCAUCUUUGAAGGCAUACUUGUGAGAAAGUUGAGCGGUAAACAUGAUGAAACUGAUGAUGAAUUGAUGGAGGAUUUUCGAUCCAAGACCCAGAAAGAUGAGGAUCAACAGGUUCAGUCAGAUAAGGAUCUCACUGAUUCUGAUGAAGAACUUAGUGACUGAAGAAGUGGUUUUUAGUUGAAGAAACUUGUAGCAAAAAUGUGAUAAUCUAGUUGACCAUGCAAAUCAUGUAUACAUUUUCGGACUUCUUGGUGUAACCUCCGGCUUCUAUCUGAAACACAAGAGAGAGGAACAUCGUUACAGGAUUGCAGUCAGCUAGCUCUGUGAUAAUUUAGUUGACCAUGCAAAUCAUGUAUACAUUUUGGAAGUGGUCACCUUCUUUCUGAUGCAAGCUCUUGUAAUUAGUCCUAUGUUUCUUGUGGGAUCUUCAAGUUUAUAAAAUGGCCGAACACAUGUUUGCUACCAAUCAAAAGAGAGGAAGGGAAUGUUGUUUGCUGCACUUGUGUAGCUGUGCGGGUCCCUCUCCUCCCUCUUUCUUGGUAGGUUUUCACUGAAA
This is a messenger RNA of Beta vulgaris subsp. vulgaris (sugar beet), 1012 nucleotides long. RefSeq lists its product as hypothetical. NCBI's taxonomy places the organism in Eukaryota, Viridiplantae, Streptophyta, Magnoliopsida, Caryophyllales, Amaranthaceae. The record is from RefSeq and is a predicted model, not a curated record. The coding region runs from base 217 to 618 and encodes 133 amino acids. The transcript has 2 exons.